Stomoxys calcitrans (stable fly) is the source of this 1539-nucleotide messenger RNA. It is a transcript of the gene bys, whose product is annotated as bystin. Lineage: Eukaryota; Metazoa; Arthropoda; Insecta; Diptera; Muscidae. Gene Ontology annotation, cellular component: preribosome, small subunit precursor; cytoplasm; nucleolus. Gene Ontology annotation, biological process: rRNA processing. Gene Ontology annotation, molecular function: snoRNA binding. Bases 76 to 1389 code for a protein of 437 amino acids. The transcript has 6 exons. The record is from RefSeq and is a predicted model, not a curated record.
AGACUUUUAGACGAAAACAACAACACGUGGAAAACAUCUUGCUUAAAAUUCUUAAAAUAAGGAUAAAAGGAAAGUAUGGGCAAGGCAAAGAAAUCCAACAUGACUAAAAUGAAAAAUGCUCCUCUGGAGCAACAGUUGCUGGAAGGAAAAGUGGUUAAAAAGAAGGAUAGGAAGAAAGUGAGCCUAAGAGCUGAAGAAUCGUCGGUAUUGGAUAGCAAAACAAGUAAGAAAAUUUUGGCAGCUGCUAAGCAGCAACAACUGGAAUUCAACGAAGAAAACUUCCCAAGUCUCACACCCAAGAAGUCUGUGGAUUUUAAUUUGGGAGAUAUUAACGAGGAAGAUGAACAUGUAGAUGUUAAUGAGAAUGACUUUAUGGAUGAUCUUGAAAUAGAUGAUGCGGAUGCCAAAGCCUUUGAACGUUUCCAAAAUCCGGAGGGCGGAAAACGGACUUUGAAAUUAGCAGAAAUUAUUUUGGGGAAAAUUCAGGAGAAACAAGCCGAUAUCCAAACAAAAUUGACUGACGAAGGUUCACUAAAAAUCGAAGAUCUUGACCCACGCGUUAAGGAAAUGUAUGAAGGAGUUCGGGAUGUUAUGAAACGAUAUCGCAGUGGCAAAGUGCCAAAAGCGUUCAAAAUUAUACCCAAGCUAAGAAAUUGGGAACAAAUACUGUUCGUAACAGAGCCCCACAAUUGGAGUGCUGCCGCAAUGUUUCAGGGAGCAAGAAUUUUCUCGUCUGUACUAUCUCAAGCUAUGGCCCAGAGAUUUUAUAAUUUGGUUCUAUUGCCUAGAGUACGUGAUGAUUUGGCUGAAUACAAAAAAUUAAAUAUGCACUUGUACAAUGCCUUGAAAAGAGCCUUGUUUAAGCCGGCAGCUUUUAUGAAGGGUAUAAUUUUACCACUUCUUGAAUCUGGAGACUGUACUCUUCGUGAGGCUAUUAUUUUCGGUAGUAUCAUAGCACGAAACUCAAUACCUGUAUUGCACUCAUCGGCAUGCUUGUUAAAAAUAUGCGAAAUGGGAUAUACAGGUGCCAAUUCGAUAUUUAUACGCUAUUUCUUAGACAAACGUUAUGCAUUGCCUUAUCGUGUGGUAGAUGCGGCUGUUUUUCAUUUCUUAAGAUUUGAAAACGAUAAACGUGAUAUGCCAGUUUUGUGGCACCAAAGUCUGUUGACUUUUGUUCAACGUUAUAAGAAUGAUAUCUCUUCGGAACAGAAAGAAGCUUUGCUAGGGCUCUUAAGGAAACAGAACCAUCCGAAAUUGACGCCUGAGAUUCGUAGAGAAUUACAAGCAGCCACUUGUCGUGACGUAGAAAUGAUGGAUAAUGAUGACCGAGUGGAGGCGGAGCCCAUGGAAAUGUACACGGAUCACGAUGUAGAAUAUGAACAAGAAUGAAGUUGCAUACCGCUGAAAUGAGUAUAAAUUAAUUAGGAUAAUAUUUGUUUUGAUAUAACAAGUCGAUGAAUACUGUGUAAAUAAUAAAAAAAAACUACACCAAGAAAAGGAAAAAAGUCAUAACCGAAAUAAAAGACUUUUUUAUAUUUA